Bufo gargarizans (Asiatic toad) is the source of this 2616-nucleotide messenger RNA. RefSeq lists its product as uncharacterized. NCBI's taxonomy places the organism in Eukaryota, Metazoa, Chordata, Amphibia, Anura, Bufonidae. The transcript has 3 exons. The record is from RefSeq and is a predicted model, not a curated record. Bases 1 to 789 code for a protein of 262 amino acids.
AUGACGGGGGGCUGGUUUGAGGGAGCCCCUGGGGAGGGAUUGAGUCGCUUCUGGCGGAUCUCAGGUCGGCAGCAGCUGCUCGGGGACCCGGCUGGCUCCAGGAGCAGGUCCAGCAGCUGCUCAGAGGGGCGGCUGAGGCUCCCGUUUCGCCUCAGCCACGGGCAUCCCGGCCGCGGCGGGCCCGGCCGCCGGCGCGCCUCAGCCCAGAUAUGGCCUCCCCUCGGGCUCAGCGCCGCAGACGGAGCCCUGCUUCUCAGGACCCUUCACGCCUGCAGGCGCCGGGUGCAGUUCCUUCCCGGGCGUCCAGACGUGGAAGGAAUCCAGCCAGUAGGCGGAGCUCUCGGGCAGGCCUCAGCAGGCCUCAUCAGCAGUGCAGCAGCGCCACCUUGUGGUCGGGACCGGGAACGGCGGGCUCUCUCCAGGAUCCUGAUGUGGAUGAGGCCCCUCAGCAUGAGCAGUCUUCCAGAGGGCACGGGGCUGCUGCGGACCUUGGCAGCAGGCCCUCGUCGGCCAGGCAAGUCGGGGAGGGAGUCGUCGCCUCGCAAGUCGUUUCCAGAGAGGAUCCGGAAGAUCACGUCCCUGGCCCCAGCCCGGCCAGGGGACAUCCGUGGGAGCUCGCUGUGCCAGGACCGUCUCAGAGGACCGAGCGGCGGGAGUCAGGACCUUCGGCUGAUGGGGUCACAGCACCCAGGCAGCCAGUGGGAGCGUUUCCGCCAGCUGGCCCCGGGGGCAGAGGAGCGCGGGCUGGACUGCCCGAGUGGCCUGUGGGAACUUCUGGAGACACCGUAGCUGGUCUCAUACGGGCUUCACUUGCACCCGGUACGUGGGAGACAUAUGAGAGGGCAUGGCAAUGCUGGGAGGAUUGGAAGACCAGGUUGGCUGUUGUGUCGGAUGACUUUGAGAUUCCCUUGCUAUUGUUCAUUGGGCAUUGUAGGGAGGAGGGGUGGUCUGUCUCUAGGAUUAAUAGUUGUGUUUCAGGAUUGGCGUUCGGUUUUCGUCUUAGACAUCUGCCGGACGUCACCAAGUCUUUUCUGGUGGUGAGGGCUUUGAAGGGUUGGCGGCGUUCUCAGUCAGGCCAGGAUGACCGUAGGCCGGUGUCCUUUGCUUUGCUGUUGAGGCUGGGGGAUCAAUUAGUCGACGUUUGUGCCUCGCCGUGGGAGUUACGUUUGUUUCGGUUGGCUUUUUCGCUGGCAUUUUUUGGGGCCUUGCGUUUGGGCGAGUUGGUUUCUCCGUCGGUUAAGAGACAAGGUGGUUUGUUUAGGGACGACGUAGACCUUUUUCAGGACAGGGUGGAGUUUCGUAUUAGGCGGUCAAAAACUGAUGUGGAAGGGAGAGGUCGGAAGGUUGUUUUGUUUGCGGUCCCGGGUUGCGCAAUGUGUCCGGUAUUUUGCUUGAGGGAGUACGGGGUUGCGGUGGUGGGGACGAAUUCCCCUCUCUUAGUGCAUGCGGACGGGUCUUUCCUUUCCCGUUUCCAGUUCACGGCGGUCUUUAAGCGGUGUUUAGGGCUGUUGGGCUUAGCGCUUGGGGGUUACUCUAGCCAUUCUUUCAGAAUUGGGGCUGCGACGGAGGCGGCCAGACGUGGAUUGGGGCAGGAUGUUAUCAUGCGGAUAGGAAGGUGGGAAUCGAUUCGCUUUAGAUCAUAUAUUCGUCUGGAUCGGUUGUGAUAUUGCAUUGUAUUCUGUCUCAUCCCGCACGGUAUGCUUUUGUUAUUGUUAUUUCGUUGCAGGUUCGGACCCAGCGCUAAUCUGGAUAAUGGGUCACUCCUAUGUUUUCUGGGGAGCCAUCCGGGCAGCGGUUCGGCCGGAUGGACAACAGUUGGGGAUUGACCGGUCGGUGGCGGUGGUAAGAUGGUUGGGGCGUAGGGGUAUGGUGUGGGGGGGCGUGUUACCUGAGGUCCACAAGUUUGUUAGGUUGGAUAGAGUGCCGGAUGUGUUGGUGUUGCACGUGGGGGGCAACGAUUUGGGGGCGCGGCCGUUGCGGGAAUUGGUGAAGGACGUUAAAUUCGACCUACUCCGGUUGUGGGCGCUGUUCCCGGGUCUUAUUUCCGUUUGGUCGGACAUUGUUCCCCGCAAAGUGUGGAGGGGGGCGCGUUCGGUGGAGGGGGUAAAUAAGGCUAGGAUAAAGGCUAACCGGGCCAUAGGGCGGUUUAUGGCAAGGAAUGGGGCAGUGGUAGUACGGCAUACCGAACUGGAAAAAGGGGUUGGAGCUUUUUGGCGGUCGGACGGCGUUCACUUGAACGCAGUGGGGAUUGACAUGUGGUGUCUGGCAAUACAGGAAGGCAUUGAGACAGCUUUGCGGAUGUGGAGGGACGCACAGGCUUAAGGUGUCAAGCAUGUGCGUUCAUGGCGGUGGGAGGUCCUUGAAGUUGGAGAGAUUCAGGUGACGAGGAUGGGAGGGCUCCACGGUUGGGGCUGGACUCCUAUGGCUGGUGGUCGGUUGUGGCGGAAUUUGGGCGAGCCGUCAGUGGUGCCUCCGAGCUGGUGCUUAACGGCUGGGGGCAAGUCGGCUCAAAAAGGAUACUGGGAAAAUUCCGAGGUUUGGGGCUUCCAGGACCUCCCCCGUGUUACUCAGGUGAAUUAAGUUGGUUAUAUCUUAUGGGGAUGUUUUUGUGGGAAA